CUCCCCUUGUCAAUCGUAUCUAACAACUGAUUACAGAAUUAGAAAAUGUAUAAAAAUUUCCAAAUAACAUUCAAACCGCUUUAAAAAAAAAUUCCAAAAUCGCAUAAAAUCAUUAAACAAAUCAAAAUAUUGUUUGCAAUUUGUGGAGUGGAAUCCUCAGGGCAGUGCUUCCAAAAUGCCCGCUGUACGAGGAGAUGGCAUGCGAGGUCUUGCCGUAUUCAUUUCUGAUAUACGAAAUUGCAAAAGUAAAGAAGCCGAAAUCAAACGAAUUAAUAAAGAAUUAGCAAAUAUUCGUAGUAAAUUCAAAGGGGAUCGAACACUGGAUGGUUAUCAAAAGAAGAAAUAUGUUUGUAAAUUAUUGUUCAUAUUUUUAUUGGGUCACGAUAUCGAUUUUGGUCACAUGGAGGCUGUUAAUUUACUGUCAUCGAAUAAAUACUCCGAAAAACAAAUUGGUUAUUUAUUUAUAUCAGUGCUAGUAAAUACAAACAGCGAACUUAUCAAAUUGAUUAUCCAAAGUAUUAAAAAUGAUUUAGCAUCACGGAAUCCAAUUCAUGUCAACUUAGCACUACAAUGUAUCGCAAAUAUUGGAAGCAAAGAGAUGGCUGAAGCUUUUGGAAAUGAUAUUCCAAAAUUACUUGUAUCUGGCGAUACUAUGGAUGUUGUAAAACAAAGUGCCGCAUUAUGUUUACUCCGAUUAUUCCGAACAUGUCAGGAUAUUAUUCCUGGGGGCGAAUGGACGUCUCGUAUUAUUCAUUUACUAAAUGACCAACACAUGGGUGUAGUAACAGCUGCUACGAGUUUGAUUGACGCAUUAGUUAAACGUAAUCCGGAUGAGUAUAAAGGCUGUGUCUCAUUAGCUGUUUCACGAUUAAGUCGAAUAGUGACAGCCAGUUACACAGACCUUCAAGAUUACACUUAUUAUUUCGUUCCUGCACCUUGGUUAUCGGUGAAGCUUCUACGUUUAUUACAAAACUACACACCACCAGCGGAGGAUCCAGGUGUACGGGGUCGUUUGAAUGAAUGCUUAGAGACAAUAUUGAACAAAGCUCAGGAACCACCAAAAUCCAAGAAAGUACAACAUUCAAAUGCUAAAAAUGCUGUCUUGUUUGAGGCAAUCAGCUUAAUUAUACAUAAUGACAGUGAAGCAAAUUUAUUGGUACGAGCUUGCAAUCAACUUGGACAAUUCUUAUCAAAUCGUGAAACAAAUCUACGUUAUUUAGCAUUAGAAUCAAUGUGCCAUCUUGCAACAUCUGAAUUUUCACAUGAAGCUGUUAAAAAGCAUCAAGAAGUCGUUAUCCUGUCGAUGAAGAUGGAGAAAGAUGUGAGUGUGCGACAGCAAGCUGUUGACUUGUUGUAUGCGAUGUGCGACAAAAGUAAUGCUGAGGAGAUCGUACAAGAGAUGUUACAUUAUCUAGAAACAGCUGAUUAUUCGAUACGUGAAGAAAUGGUGCUAAAAGUAGCUAUACUCGCUGAAAAAUAUGCUACAGAUUAUACAUGGUAUGUGGAUGUUAUCUUGAAUCUCAUACGUAUCGCUGGUGAUUAUGUAUCGGAGGAAGUUUGGUAUCGUGUUAUCCAAAUCGUUAUCAAUCGUGACGAUGUUCAAGGAUAUGCUGCUAAAACUGUUUUUGAGGCUUUACAAGCACCAGCAUGCCAUGAAAAUAUGGUAAAAGUUGGUGGUUACAUACUCGGUGAAUUUGGUAAUUUAAUCGCAGGCGACCAGCGUUCAUCACCAGCUGUUCAAUUUCAAUUGCUCCAUUCCAAAUAUCAUUUGUGUUCGCCAAUGACACGAGCCCUUCUACUCUCCACAUACAUCAAAUUUGUGAAUUUGUUCCCGGAAAUUCGACCAAAUAUACAGGAAGUGUUUCGUAUGCACAGUAAUUUACGUUCAGCAGACGCUGAAUUACAACAACGCGCUUCUGAAUAUUUACAAUUGAGCAUUAUAGCCAGCAGUGAUGUGUUGGCAACCGUUCUCGAAGAGAUGCCUGCUUUCCCUGAACGUGAAUCCUCUAUACUUGCCGUGCUCAAGAAAAAGAAACCAGGACGUAUACCAGAAACAGCUGACAUGCGAGAAUCAAAGAGUCCUGCUCCUACUGCUAAUCAUAAUAACGAUUCAACUGCGAAUGCACCCAGAAGCAAUACUUCAUCGACGGAUCUACUUGGUUUAAGUACACCUCCAACGUCAGCUCCUGGUUCUGGCAACACAGGUGUACUUUUAGACGUGUUGGGUGACAUCUACAACAACAAACCAGCCAAUUAUAACAACAAUACCUCAGCGUCCACAGUUCAAUAUAAUCCUAAGAAAUUUGUGUGCAAAAAUAAUGGAGUACUAUUUGAAAAUGAAUUAAUUCAAAUCGGAGUGAAAUCAGAGUUCCGACAAAAUUUAGGUCGUUUAGGUCUAUUUUAUGGAAACAAAACAUCAGCACCUUUGCAAAACUUCCAAACGAGUAUUUCAUGGCCUGAUGAUCAAGCUGCUAAAUUAUUUGUACAAAUGAAACCGGUUGAACCAGUUCUCGAAGCUGGUGCUCAAAUUCAACAAAUGUUUAAUGCAGAAUGCAUCGAUGAUUAUACAGAUACACCAAGUUUGGUGAUAAAUUUUACGUACAAUAAUUUCCCACAAAAAAUCACAUUAAAAUUACCAUUGACAAUAAAUAAAUUCUUUGAGCCAACUGAAAUGAAUGGUGAGUCAUUCUUUGCCCGAUGGAAGAAUUUAAGUGGAACGCCACAACGCUCUCAGAAAAUAUUCAAAGCAACCGUUCCAAUGGACUUAACAGUGACACGCACCAAAAUGUUAGGCUUUGGAAUGCAACUCCUUGACAACAUUGAUCCCAAUCCAGAUAAUUUUGUUUGUGCUGGCAUCAUACACAUGCGCAAUCAACAAGUUGGAUGUUUGUUACGUUUGGAGCCCAACAAACAAGCACAGAUGUAUCGAUUGACAGUGCGUUCUAGUAAAGAAAGUGUAUCGAUGCAAAUUUGCGAUUUAUUAGUCGACCAAUUCUAAAACAAAUAGGGAACCAUAUACAUUUUCGACUAUAACUUUACACCCUAAUAUUUCCCUCCCUCAACAAAAAAAAAAUCUAUAAAUAUAUAUAUA
Molecule: messenger RNA, 3091 nt
Organism: Chrysoperla carnea
Lineage: Eukaryota; Metazoa; Arthropoda; Insecta; Neuroptera; Chrysopidae
Gene: AP-2alpha
Product: AP-2 complex subunit alpha
Exons: 12
Coding region: 176-2998 (940 amino acids)
Biological process (GO): clathrin-dependent endocytosis; intracellular protein transport
Cellular component (GO): AP-2 adaptor complex; membrane coat
Molecular function (GO): clathrin-cargo adaptor activity
Source: RefSeq, a predicted model, not a curated record